Molecule: messenger RNA, 1140 nt
Organism: Vigna radiata var. radiata (mung bean)
Lineage: Eukaryota; Viridiplantae; Streptophyta; Magnoliopsida; Fabales; Fabaceae
Product: protein EXORDIUM-like 2
Exons: 1
Coding region: 92-1030 (312 amino acids)
Source: RefSeq, a predicted model, not a curated record
UCCAAAAUCAAAUCACACUCCAUCUUCUUCCUACCUAUAUAAACAACAGAAAGGCUUUCUCAAACUCCCAAACCCUCACAAGAACACUAAAAUGCCUCUUCUCAACCCAUUUUCCUUUCUCCUCUUCUUCAUCCUCUCAACAUGCUGCGUUCUAAACCUUUCCAAUGCCACUUCUCGUGCCCCUAACCGCAUGUUAGCUUUGGUUCAGAACCAGCCACUUGUGUUAAAGUACCACAAAGGUACCCUCCUCAAGGGUAACAUCACCCUCCAUUUACUCUGGUACGGUACCUUCACCUCCACCCAACGCUCCAUACUCAUCGACUUUGUCCAAUCGCUAGCCUCCACCUCAUCGUCUCCUACCCCUUCUUCCGUCUCUUCGUGGUGGCGAACCACCGAGAGCUACAGGGGAGGUUCCUGCACCCUCGUCGUGGGGAGCCAAACCCUCGACGGUAACUACUCCCUCGGCAAGUCACUGAACACGGACAAACUCCUCGCGUUGGCGUCGAAGGCCAACUACGAGCCUCACGUGGUGCACGUGAUCAUGACAUCCGCUGACGUGGCGGUGGAGGACUUCUGCAUGAACCAGUGUGGGACCCACGGGUGGGGGAAGAGGAAUGACGGCGAGAGGGUGGCGUACGCCUGGGUGGGGAACCCAAUCACGCAAUGUCCAGGGCAGUGCGCGUGGCCCUUCCACCAACCCAUUUACGGUCCCCAAACGCCGCCGUUAGCGGCGCCCAACGUAGACGUUGGCGUUGACGGCAUGGUGAUAAAUUUGGCCACGGUUCUCGCGGGGUUGGUGACGAACCCGUUCGAGGAUGGGUACUACCAGGGGCCCCCGAGCGCGCCGCUGGAGGCGGUGUCGGCGUGCACCGGAAUCUUUGGGAAGGGGGCGUAUCCGGGCUACCCCGGGAACGUUCUGGUGGACAAGACGACGGGGGCUAGCUACAACGCCGUGGGGGUGCGCGGGCGGAAGUUUUUGCUGCCGGCGAUGUGGGACCCCCUCAGCUCCAGCUGCAAGACGAUGGUGUGAAAAGGAAUAAGGGGUGUGUGGAUAGAGUAUUUGGGUUUGUGAAAUGUGUGUAAGAGAAGAAUCAUUUGUAAGUUUGCCUUGGAGGGUUAUCAUUCUUCUUUUUUGUUUUA